This is a messenger RNA of Scomber scombrus (Atlantic mackerel), 3644 nucleotides long. It is a transcript of the gene slc19a1, whose product is annotated as solute carrier family 19 member 1. The transcript has 6 exons. Gene Ontology annotation, cellular component: plasma membrane; apical plasma membrane; basolateral plasma membrane. Gene Ontology annotation, molecular function: folate:monoatomic anion antiporter activity; folic acid binding. Bases 430 to 2049 code for a protein of 539 amino acids. Gene Ontology annotation, biological process: folate transmembrane transport. The record is from RefSeq and is a predicted model, not a curated record. Lineage: Eukaryota; Metazoa; Chordata; Actinopteri; Scombriformes; Scombridae.
AUUAGAACUACAUUUCCCAGAAGUCAGCGCGAAGAAGCACCCGUCAAUCAGAUGGCGCGCACGAGGUUAACAGUGACACCAGACUCAGCUGCAGGAUAACUGGCUGUCGGACAUUGUCACAGUGUGGAAUGGAGCAAAGGUCAACGUUUUCUCUUACAUGCGAGUGACAGCAUGUAGCACUUUAACUACCUUGUUAAAUGUUUCAUUUUCACCAUCUCAGUGUUCUCUGGCAUGGAGAGGCAGAAGAGUUGAGAGGAAACCACAGUUUGAUUAAAGCACCCAAAGCAAUUGGGUUCUUACAUUUCUUUCUUUCGUCCAGAAAAGGGAAUUUGGCAGCUUUUUGCAUCAAAACAAGCCCUCACAUGGUGAUUUGACACCGCAAAAAGUUACACUCUGCAUCAGAGAGUGGCCCACAAGCCAGCUGACAAAAUGGUAGCAGAUAACACAGGGGGUAAUGGGGACCAGUCCGAGGAGGAGAAAGAGAUGGACCAGACGGAGCAUGCAUCUGAAGACAACUGUGGACAAGAAAAUGGAGACAUAGAGAUGGCUGUCUCUGCUUCAGAGGUGCCAUCUCCCUCUGAUGGGACUCCAGAGGAAGCAAAGGAGCCCGAGAAACUGAAGUGGGCUGUGAUAUUCUUGUGUUUCUACGGGUUUAUGGCAUCGAUAAAGCCCGGGGAGCCCUUCAUUACACCAUAUCUACUCAGCCCUGAGAAGAACUUCACCAGGCAGCAGGUGACAAAUGAGAUCACUCCAGUGCUGACGUAUUCCUACAUGGCCGUGCUGGUGCCGGCCUUCCUGCUGACCGAUCUUCUGCGCUACAAGCCGGUACUGAUCAUCCAGGGCAUCAGCCAGGUGGCCAUCUGGAUCAUUCUGCUCCUGGGCACCUCCCUCAUCGAGAUGCAGUUCAUGGAGUUUUUCUACGGCAUCACCAUGGCGUGCCGUGUGGCAUACUCCUCCUACAUCUUCUCCCUGGUCAACCCGGUCCUCUACCAGCGAGUGGCCGGCUACUCGCGCACCUCAGUUCUCUUGGGGGUUUUCACCAGCUCUGUGCUGGGUCAGCUGUGCAUGUCCUUCGGCAACAUCAGCUUCUACAACCUUAACGCCAUAUCUUUGGGUUUCGUCAGCUUUGGUCUGCUGCUCUCUCUGUGCCUGCCGUGGCCCAAACGCUCCUUGUUUUUCAACCGCAAUCAGGGGCAAAAGGAACUGACCGUCUCGGUAGCCAACAAGUCAGAACUGGACAAAAUGAACCCAAAAGAAGGCGUCUUGUCCUCGGCAGCGCCCCUGUGCUCUGCGUCGCGCUGGAAGGAUUCUGUAUUUUUGCAGAUGCUGCUGGAGGUGAGAAACGUUUUGAAGAAGCCCAACCUGAGGUUGUGGUCCCUGUGGUGGGUGUUCAACUCCACAGGGUACUACCUGGUGCUGUUCUACGUUCACAUCCUGUGGAAUUCAGUCUACCCGGCCACUGAGAACAAGAAUAUUUACAACGGGGGAGUGGAGGCAGCUUCUACCCUACUGAGUGCGGCGACUUCCUUUGCAGCAGGCUUUGUGAAAAUUCGGUGGAAUGUCUGGUCUGAGCUGGUCAUCGGUGUCAUCACAGCAGUGCAGGCGGCUCUGCUGCUCCUCAUGGGCAACACAAAGAACAUUUGGGUGUGCUAUAUGUCUUACGUCCUCUUCAGAAGCUUCUAUCAGUUCCUGGUGCCUAUUGCCACUUUCCAGAUAGCCUCUUCACUCACCAAGGAGCUGUGUGCCCUGGUGUUCGGCAUCAACACCUUCUUGGCGAUCAUACUAAAGAGCAUCAUCAUCCUGAUAUUUUCUGACAAGGGAGGCAUGGGGUUGGAUGUGCACUCACAGUUCCUGGUCUACUUCAUUUACUUGGCUGUGCUUACUGUCGUCUACCUCGUCUGUGCUGCCGUGGUCAUCACCCGUCACUAUAGAAACCAGCCCAGCGGAGGAGGUGGGACCAAUGAUCAGACCACGCCCACAGAGCUCAGUCCUGUGGCUGCUAAUUCGGAGGAGGAACCUUUGUCGAACGGCAAAAGUGCCAAUGCGUAAGAACUAGGAAUGUGUCUUGACUUAAAUGACCUCUACAUCAACAUCUUAUCUUAUCUUUGACCCCGGUUUAGUCUACUUAGCUUUUCCGACACAGUGGGAUGAAUCAUUUUAACCCUCUGAUGUUGAUGAAGAGGUUUGUCCAGUGUUACCUGCUGAAUCACAGAAGUGCCUCGUCUGCUGCAUUAAGCUCCUACAGGCUGGAGGUCUUUUGUAUUUGUUUUGAUUAACCAUUGCACAAAAGAAAAGAAGUCAAUUCUUCUUUUUUUAUUUAAUGCAAAAGCAGUAAGUGGCACUAUGUUUUAGUAUUGUGGAGAAUCAUGUUGAACAUUGAGCGGGACCAUUAAUGUGAUGGCCGGAGUUUAGCUUGAUUUGUAUUUGUACAGGAAACAAAGAAGAAUAAUUUCAGUUGUCAGUAGGUACAGUAACUACAUGCUGAACUGUCCUGUUUCAGUGACAGUGUUUUUCCCCAUCAAACAAAGACUCAUGAUUACUAUGUGAUCUCUAAAAAAUUACUUUAGUCUGCAUUUUCAGGGUUGACACUUUUUAGUUUUGUACUUAAUGUUACAGCUCGAUUAUUGUAUGUUGGUGUCAUCUGAAAAGAAUUGGACCAUAUCAGUAUAAUUGCUUUUUUUCUCUGUGUUGAUAAUCAAAUGUUCACAUUUCACUUCAUUCGAGCACGUAAGCUGCACUUUGUAUGCAGUUUGUCAUUUAGUGUGGCUAAUUCUUAAAUGAUUGUAUUCUUGCUGUAAUACUGUUAACGUUCAUGUUUUGCUCAUUGGAAACUAGUUGUAAUGUAUUUAUCUGAUACAUUGCAACCGGCUGCAGAAUGUGAUGCUUAGGUGAAGUAAUGUUUAAGGACACUUUUAUGCACAUGUAUGCUGGUUAUGUAAGAAUGUGAUAUUUCUACUUACUGUUUAAUUAUCAACAGUAUCAAACGAUCAGUCACCAGGACGUUUGUUGUUUUUGUUUUAGGUAAAAGGGUGCCUACUUUUAUGUUAAUCAAAAACUGUCACAAGCAUUUGUGUUGGUCUUUUAGACAAUUAUAGGAAUGCAGUUUACUUGAUGUAACAGGAGCUACAGUGUAAACAUUCAGGUUUUUAAAAGAAAAAGUCAAUUUACUCACUUAAAAGAACACAUUUGACCCAAAUAAUAGACACAACAGUAGUUUCUGCAACUUUGGAUUAUAACUAAAGCCAGAAUGUCUAGGUUUUUUUAAAGUUUGAUUGAAAUUUUUUUUUUGUAAGUUCUUUUUAAGAAUUUCUAUUAAAUUUCUAUUACAUGACAACAAUAUUUUACAACAUAAAAAACAAAUAAAUGUAUCGAAUGAACUGUUCACAUAAAGAACAGUUACAUAACUAUGUUAUCUGGAUAAAGAGCUUUUACUAGAUAACUAAUAUACUAAUAAUAUAUACGUUUCAUAAGUGAACGGCCAACUCAGCCUUUGUGCAUCACCCCUAUUCAUCUCACUAAACAAAUAAUUGCUGAGAAAUGGUGUGACUGUGAACCUGUCUGAAUGCUGUAAAAAGAGGAAAACACUGACUUAAAUCAGAUGUUAAUUUUAUAUUCACAAAUAAAUGACAUUUGGUGGAUAAAAA